CAAUAUUUUGGUAGGGUAAGUUGGAGGCGUAAACCAAACAGGCCCUAAAACCCUAGACAAAAGCUCAGCGGCGCAGCACAGCCCAGCCGCCGCGCACCACGCUCUUCCCCCCUCCCUCCUCCGACCACCUUCUCCCGAAACGCACGGAGAUGCUCUCCGCUGCCUUCGCUGUUCACCCCGCCGCCGUCGCGUCGCAGCGGCAUUCUGUCCGCCAGCGCCAGCAGUUCUGCGCUCCAAUCGGCACGGCGACGCCAAGGCGGCGGUUGCCAGUGGCGAUGCUUUCGGUCACCAACGCCGUCGCCACGCAGAGCCGCGAGAGCGCCCCCGCGUCGCCUCGCAAGCUCUCUUUCCCGAUACUGGUGAAUAGUUGCACCGGGAAAAUGGGGAAGUCUGUUGCUGAAGCAGCUGUGUCUGCUGGUCUUCAGUUAGUUCCGGUGUCAUUCAGUGCAAUAGAGGUUCCUGAUGGAAAGCUCAACAUCUGUGACACAGAUAUUCAUAUUCAUAAUCCAUCUGAAAGUGAACGUAUUCUCCGUUCAAUUGCUAAGGACUACCCAGAUAUGAUAGUUGUUGACUACACUGUGCCUGAUGCUGUUAAUGCCAAUGCUGAACUUUACUGCAAACUUGGCUUGCCAUUUGUAAUGGGCACAACUGGUGGAGAUAGGCAACUGUUGAACAAAACUGUGCAGGAUGCGAAUGUUUAUGCUGUGAUAUCCCCACAAAUGGGGAAGCAGGUUGUUGCUUUCCUUGCUGCCAUGGAAAUCAUGGCAGAGAAAUUCCCUGGUGCAUUUGCAGGUUACAAACUAGAGGUAAUGGAGUCUCAUCAAGCGACAAAAUUGGACGUUUCUGGCACUGCCAAAGCUGUAAUCUCUUGCUUUCAGAAGUUGGGUGUCUCAUUUGACUUGAACGAGGUAAACUUGGUUAGGGACCCAGAAGAGCAGCUUGCCAUUGUUGGUGUCCCAGAAGAACAUCUCGCAGGGCAUGCAUUUCACAAUUACCAUCUCACUUCGCCUGAUGAAACAGUAUCAUUUGAGUUCCAGCACAAUGUGUGUGGCCGUUCAAUAUACGCAGAGGGAACUGUUGAUGCCGCCAUGUUUCUCCACACAAAGAUACGAUCUGGGGCGGACAAGAAAUUAUAUGAUAUGAUCGAUGUCCUGAGAGAGGGCAACAUGAGAUGAACAGGGGUAUUUUAGGGUUAGGAGGAGAGCUUAUGCAGCACUGUGAUGGUGUGUUAUAAAAAACUCUUGUUUUGCAGCAAAAUUAGGUCACUGUCCGGAUGUAGCAUCUUUUCGUUGUAAUUGAAUCUUAGAUUUGUUUUACUAGUUAUUAUUGUAACUCUUAUUUACUUCUCGACGGGAAAAAGAGUCGUUUGGGCGAAAUAAAGAGUUAACUUGGGCUUCUGUUUGAGGCCAGAGUUGGCUGUUGUUGUGGCACGAAUGAUGGAAGGCAAAUUCAGUACGAAUAAUAUAUUGUGGAGGUUGAAAUAGUUUGUUAA
Messenger RNA from Triticum aestivum (bread wheat), 1492 nucleotides. RefSeq names its product probable 4-hydroxy-tetrahydrodipicolinate reductase 1, chloroplastic. Bases 150 to 1175 code for a protein of 341 amino acids. Gene Ontology annotation, cellular component: chloroplast stroma. The record is from RefSeq and is a predicted model, not a curated record. The transcript has 8 exons. Lineage: Eukaryota; Viridiplantae; Streptophyta; Magnoliopsida; Poales; Poaceae. Gene Ontology annotation, molecular function: 4-hydroxy-tetrahydrodipicolinate reductase activity; NADPH binding.